AGGUACAAAAAGAAGAGAUGAAAUGCCAAAAGUUGCGUCAAUUUAUAAAUGUAGUACUCAAACGUUUUCAUUAGAAACCUUUGCUUUACCAUUUUGAUUUAUACAAAAGUGUUAAAAGGCAAAAAAUAGUUAUUAUGGUUAACGAUAAAAGACGUCGAUCGCAUUCAAGGGAACGGCGAGAUCGAGAUCGAGACCGUGAGCGUGACCGGGACCAUGAGCGGGAACGUGAUCGUGAUCGAGGUCGGGAUCGAGAACGCGAAAAGGAACGUAAUCGACCUCGCUCUAGAUCUCGUGGUCGAGAUCGAGAUUAUACCACCGACAAACGUCGUACCGACGAAAAAUUGAAGGAGGAAAGGGAGGAAAAGAAGCUAAUCAUCAAAGAGGACGAUGAUGUGGAGGAGGUCAAAAUGGUGAAUUUUGAUAAUGCCAAACCGAAGAAAGAACCUCUUUCCUUAGAAGAAUUGCUCGAAAAGAAGAAAAGGGAAGAGGAAACUCGUAGCAAACCUGUCUUCCUUACCAAAGAGCAACGAGCGGCAGAGGCCUUAAAACGACGCCAAGAAGAGGUAGCUGCGAUGCGUAGUGCCCAAAGUGCUGCUACUGCUGCAGCAAUAGCAAACAGCGAAAAUACAAAUAAUAAUUACGGUAUACCGCCCACACAACUCAAAAAUGAAAGAAUGGAUCGUAAAGACCGCGAGCGCGACUACGACCGGCGUGAUAGAGAUAAAGGAAGAGAUCGUGACCGGGAUCGGGAUCGCGAUCGUGAGAGAGAUAGGGACAAGGAUAGGGAUAACAAAAGAGCUGAAGACCUUUCUCACAAAGAUAAAGAAAAAGAAUUAGAAGCAAUACGUGAGCGCUAUUUAGGAAUUGUGAAGAAGAAACGUCGCGUUCGUCGGCUAAAUGAUCGUAAAUUCGUGUUCGAUUGGGAUGCUGGAGAGGACACAUCGAUUGAUUACAACAACUUGUAUAAAGAGCGUCAUCACGUACAGUUUUUCGGACGCGGAAAUGUGGCAGGCAUCGACAUAAAAGAACAGAAACGCACACAAAGUAAGUUCUAUGGAGAUUUAUUGGAGAAACGUCGCACAGAAGCCGAAAAGGAGCAAGAGAAGGUGCGACUUAAAAAAGUUAAACGUAAAGAAGAUAAACAAAAAUGGGACGAUCGCCAUUGGUCUGAAAAAGCACAUGAGGAGAUGACAGAGCGCGAUUGGCGUAUAUUCCGUGAAGAUUACAAUAUCACGAUUAAAGGUGGUAAAAUUCCAAAUCCCAUACGCAGCUGGGCUGAAUCUGGAUUCCCCAAAGAAAUCAUAGAAAUUAUUGAUCGAGUUGGGUAUAAAGAGCCCACACCUAUCCAAAGGCAGGCAAUACCAAUUGGUUUGCAAAAUCGUGACAUUAUUGGCGUAGCAGAAACUGGUUCUGGCAAAACUUUGGCAUUCCUUAUACCACUGUUAUCUUGGAUUCAAUCACUUCCAAAGAUAGAGCGUCUCGAAGAUGCAGACCAAGGUCCAUACGCCAUCAUUAUGGCACCAACUCGCGAAUUGGCACAACAAAUUGAGGAGGAAACUAUUAAAUUCGGACAGCCGCUAGGCAUACGCACAGUUGUUGUGGUGGGCGGUUUGUCUCGUGAGGAACAAGGUUUUCGUCUACGACUAGGCUGUGAAAUUGUAAUCGCAACACCUGGUCGAUUAAUUGACGUUUUGGAAAACCGGUAUCUCGUACUGAGUCAAUGUACAUACAUAGUUUUGGAUGAAGCGGAUCGUAUGAUUGAUAUGGGUUUCGAACCGGAUGUGCAAAAGAUUCUUGAAUAUAUGCCCGUAACAAAUUUAAAACCUGAUUCAGAAGAAGCGGAAGACGCCAACAAACUAAUGGAAAAUUUUUAUUCCAAAAAGAAAUACAGACAAACUGUGAUGUUUACCGCUACCAUGCCUCCCGCAGUUGAACGCUUGGCAAGAUCAUAUUUACGGCGUCCAGCAACUGUCUAUAUUGGUUCUGUAGGCAAGCCCACUGAACGUACCGAGCAAAUCGUGUUUAUGAUGGGUGAAAAUGAUAAGCGCAAGAAACUGAUGGAAAUACUUUCCAAAGGCAUCGAACCGCCAGUCAUCAUUUUCGUCAAUCAAAAGAAAGGCGCCGACGUGCUUGCUAAAGGAUUGGAGAAACUGGGUUACAAUUCAUGUACACUUCACGGUGGUAAAGGUCAAGAACAACGUGAAUACGCGCUUGCUUCACUCAAAUCUGGAGCCAAAGACAUUCUGGUGGCGACGGAUGUAGCUGGACGUGGUAUUGAUAUUAAAGAUGUGUCGCUCGUUAUUAAUUACGAUAUGGCAAAAACGAUUGAGGAUUACACUCAUCGUAUUGGUCGUACAGGACGUGCUGGCAAGAAUGGUGUGGCCAUUUCAUUUGUUACCAAAGAUGACAGUGCUUUGUUCUACGAUCUGAAACAAUGUGUUACGGCUAGUCCGGUAUCUAUCUGCCCACCCGAGCUGAUGAAUCAUCCUGAUGCGCAACAUAAACCUGGUACAGUGGUGACAAAGAAAAGGAGGGAAGAGAAAAUCUUUGCCUAAGUUAAGUGGAAAGUCAUUACCCGAACUAAAUUGAUU
This is a messenger RNA of Anastrepha obliqua, 2591 nucleotides long. RefSeq names its product probable ATP-dependent RNA helicase DDX23. Gene Ontology annotation, molecular function: RNA binding; RNA helicase activity; ATP binding. Gene Ontology annotation, biological process: mRNA splicing, via spliceosome. The record is from RefSeq and is a predicted model, not a curated record. The coding region runs from base 135 to 2555 and encodes 806 amino acids. Lineage: Eukaryota; Metazoa; Arthropoda; Insecta; Diptera; Tephritidae. The transcript is spliced from 2 exons. Gene Ontology annotation, cellular component: catalytic step 2 spliceosome.